AACCGUCCAUGCACCAGCCUGCUUUGACUAAACUUGGUAUCCACUGAUAUACAUUGUAGAAACUUUGGAUUGCAUGUUGCCGAGACCUCACGCAAUGACAGUUUGUAUUGACCGUAAAGCAGAUCUGCAUUUAUUAGCUGCAAAGCACCCUUCUCAAGACCUCUCAAGGGAAUGACACGCUGGCUUAAGCACAACUCCAGGGUUUGGUCCUUUCCUUCCACCCUCCCUUAGAUAGCUCCACUCUCUGCUGAGUCGCUAAAUAAAACUUAGCUGUAGUUGAGCUGAGUGUAUGGGCAAGGAUUUUCAAARGAUUCACAGUAUACAGCAAGAAUUCUAAUUCAAAUUUCCACACGAAAGAUUCAAGCCUCAGGUUGAUUCACUAUGCUAGUGCUAUCCGUUGGGUUUUUGAUAGUCUGUUGCUCCCUUUCACAAGGGCAAACUCCACCAAACAUUAUAGAACUUGCCGAACAAAGGACUGGAAAAUUAACCCUUGAUGAUCCUAACGAUGUAAACCCCAAUAGAGGAUUAAAACUGCUUUGUAAAACUAAUGGCUCGACACCAAUGACUUUUUCAUGGACAUAUAACAACAAUCCUUUAGCCGAACAAAGGGGGAUCACUAUGACAAAGACAAAUGACAAGCCUAAUGAAGAAAUCUUAUUGGUGGAGGGCGUACUUCCAAGAGACAAUGGGAAAUAUCAAUGCUUUGCGAGGAAUGCAUACGGCAAAACAUUUUCAAGACAACUUCCUGUUAAAGUUACCUAUGCUGCUAGUUUCCGCGAAAAUGAGGAUAUUGUGAAGGACGUUGAUGUUGUUGUUGGCGAACCAUUACGACUGGUUUGUCCAGACCAGAAUGAUGCAUCAAAUGACUUUGGUGUAGUUCAUAUGUGGGCAAGAAAGAAAGGCAUCAGAUUCGAGACACUGAAAGAAAACGAUCACAGAGUCCUUUUACCUAACGGAAACUAUCUAUUUCUAUAUUUGAACCAAUCAGAUAUUAGAGAGAUUAGCACAUUUCCAGAUGGAACUGUUCAGUGCGUUCUCACUGCUGGAUCUGUGAUCUAUUAUUCACAUCAGUUUAAAUUAAAGGACACAAAAACAGAGAAAAAACGUUUUGGACCUACUUUUCAAAACCCUUCUUCUGAUCAUCCCAAGAGCCAAGAGCAGGUUAUCCAGGGCAAGAGGAAAAAGCUAAUUUGUGCAGCAGUUGGAUACCCUGCACCAAGCAUAACCUGGAAUCGCCUUAAUAACGAUAAAACGUUUGCGAAGAAAAUUGAAGAUGGAAAAGAUGGGUUUUCGCUGGGAAAAUUUGGAAGAUCACUGAUUAUUAACACUGCAUCAGCGGCGCAACAUGAAGAUGGAUAUUACCAGUGYGUGGCUUCAAAUGGUGUUGGUCCUGACGUGAWAUCUCCUCCUAUUAAGCUGCAAGUAUUUAUUCCUCCCCUAUGGACCGUUAAGCCACCCAAAAUGCUGUCAAUUCCAAUUGGCUCUGAUGGUUCCCUUAARUGUGAAGCUCUUGGAAAUCCCAAACCUUCCUACAAAUGGUAUUACAAUGGCACAGCCUUUACAUCUGAUGAUCAGCUGGGCCCCGAUAUAACGGUUGAUGGUCAAUACCUGAGAUUUCCAAAGAUGAARCAGAUAAAUCACGGUAUUUUCCAAUGCGCUGUGAAAAAUGACUAYGGAAUGUUGGUAUCGUCAACAUGGGUUAAAUUCAAAGCUACCAUACCAAAUAUCCAAGAUUUUGGACCUUUCUAUCUAUUCAAGGGCACAAAAGCCACCCUCAAGUGUGUUACAAACGCUGCUCCCCGUUCARUCCAUACCUGGUUUCAUGAUGGGAAACAGCUAGAGAUGAAAGGCCGUUAUUCAACGGAUGAAGAAGGAUCGCUAAURAUUAGUAAUGUGAUUAACACUGAUGCUGGGAAGUACAAAUGUUCAGCGGUUAAUACCAUUGGUAAAGAUGAAGCAGAGGCCGAAGCCACAGUUUAUGAAAAGACUUCCAUUGUGAAUAAGCCUCCUGCAAAUGUUUCCAUUGAAGUAGGCAAACCACUUGACUUGCAAUGUUCGGCAAGUGCCGACCAGCGCCUAAACGGUUCCCUGAAAUACAAAUGGCUGAAGGAUGAUGCUGUCUUGAGGAACGCUACGAAUCGCCUAAUAAUAAUAAAAACUGUUGUCACGGAUGGCGGCAAGUAUAAGUGUGUUGCUUACACGGACGCAAAACAGUAUUCUGAAGAUACUGCSACCACUAUUGCAGAUGUUCAAGGCGUUCCUUCUCCUCCUUAUGACCUGAAAAUCACAGACUGCAACGAUGGAACUACAAAAAUAACAUGGAAAAAAGGCGACGAUAAUGGCUCUCCUAUCACUGGUUUUAUCGUAGAACAAGAAUCAACUUACUUCCCAGAAGAGUGGAAAGUAAUCGCAAACAUAASUAAUCCAGACGCACGAGAAUACACAUUAAAGUUAGCACUAUGGGCUGACUUGACAUUUAGAAUGAGAUCCGUCAACAAGAAAGGACCAAGCAGAGUAAGCACAGCAACGUCAAAAGGACAAUGCAUCACUAAACAAGGAUUGCCAACAAUGUUUCCCCAAAAUUUGAGAGGUAUUCCAGGAAAACCAGGAGAGCUGGACAUCGCUUGGACAGCAAUGACGAAGCUCCAAGCAGGAGGUCCAGGUCUACAGUACAUCCUCUACUACAAAAAAGCUGAUGCUGAUAGAUAUGCGCAAGUAUUAAUUACCGAUCCUACAACGGAGCGUUUUACAGUACCUAAUGCUGGCAACAACAUCAAGUGGAAGUUUCAAAUUAAAGCGAGUAAUAAAAUAGGUGUAGGCCCUAUUAGUAAUAUUGAGGAAGCAGUUUCUGGCGGAAAUACAACGCCAACAUUGUCUGGCGUGAUUACAACGACAUAUCCAAAAACAUUUCCCCAAAAUUUGAGAGGUAUUCCAGGAAAAGCAGGGGAGUUGGUAAUCGCUUGGACAGCAAUGACGGAGCUCCAAGCAGGCCCAGGUCUAGAGUACGUACUCUACUACAAAAAAGCUGAUGCUGAUAAAUAUGCGCAAGAAUUCAUCAAUGAUCCUACAACGGAGCGUUUUACAGUACCUAAUGCUGGCACCUACGUCAAGUGGGAGUUUAUGAUUCUUGCAAAGAAUAGAAAAGGCGAAGGGCCUAUUAGUGGUAUCAAGAAAGCAUUCUCUGGUCAAGAUCCACCAACAGARASACCAAAGGAUGUAAAAAUCGAUAAAGUUUCUACUCGUUCUGUGGAAUUAUCUUGGAAGAGAGUAGAUCCAAAUGGGCCUGGAAACAUUGACGGUUACAAGAUCUACUACUGGGUAACAAAGGAUAAUACAAGAAGGAAAAGAAGAGCGGUUCCAUCUGAUGCCUCUAUAUUCAUUGCCAACCAAACUGUCAAUAACAGACAGACAGCAACCUUGACUGGGUUAGCUCCUGGUAGCUCUUACUCUCUGGUUUUAAAUGCAUUUAACAGUGGAGGACAGGGACCUUCGAGUAAAGUGCAUAGUUUUGACACCAAGCAAGAAGCCGAAAAUCCUUUCCAAGUGACAUGCGACAAAGAUAAAAUUGAAAUCGCUCUCAAGUUAUCCGAGUUUGGCGACGGAAACUUUAAAACUGACACUGCAACUCUUAAGGACACCAACUGCAAGGCUAAACGUCUGAACAGUACGCAUGUCUACAUGGAAACACCACUGGACGGUUGCGGGACGUACCACAACUACAGCAGUGAUGGACGUUACGUCAUCUACUAUAAUCACAUUGUACUCCAGAGGAAGUCUAAUGAAGACGGUGCAGUCAUUACCCGUGACCAUGAAGGUGUAUUCGAGUUUGAAUGUCGCUAUCAUCGCACCAGGGUCUUGUCUGUUGUUCAUUUUACUCCUUCGAGAGCUACUGUUUAUACAGCGACAGAAAAUUUUGGCAACUUCACGUUCAUGAUGAGAAUGUUCAAAACCAAAAAGUACAAAGAGGCGUACGAGGAAUACCCCGUUAAUGUCAUGGCCAGUGAAGAAGUGUUUAUCCAGACAGAAGUCAAGGCAAAAGAUGCUGAGCUGGUUCUUUUCGUAGAAAACUGCAAUGCUACACCAUCUGAAGAUCGCAAUGACAAGGAGUCUUACGACCUUAUCGAGAAAGGCUGUCCCAAAGACUCAACCCUCAAAUACAAUCACAAACUCUCGCCUGUACAAAGAUUCAAUUUCAAAGCGUUCUACUUCAACGUGGACACACAAGCCAGUGUUCACAUUCACUGUAGAGUACGGGUGUGUCGUAAGGCUGACAAGAAUUCUCGCUGUGUAAAGGGUUGUUUGAGCAGGCGCAGAAGAGCAGCGUCCAAUGCAAACGAAGAGAAUGAAAUCAGUGGGACACUUACGUUAGGACCAAUACAACGACAAACUGAGGCUCGCAAAGGGAGUUCAGCAUCAUCAGAUAGCAUCUCAAAGAUGUUUGUUGUCGAGAUUGUGGUCGGUGUACUGGGGUUCUUUGUUGUGGUUCUUUUGGUCGCUUUAAUGGUUGUACUUUUGAAAAAACGCCAACAGCAAGGAAAGGAAGUGCUUUCUUUGAUGAUAACCGACAGUGAAGAAUAGACUAUGUGAAGGCGGAGAAAUACUAGAUAGUAACAAAACACUCAACUUGUCGUGAGAGUUGUUGUUGCUGUUCAAGUUUACCUUGUUGUUUCUCAAGUUCUUUGGCAGCGCAUAGUCAAGCAAUGCAAGAAACAUCAACCAAACUCAACAACAGCAUUAUUUAGUCUAUUUAGUGCCAAGSUGAUGUGUUUUAUAUUCCUUAUUUUAGGCCUUAAAUUAUAUCAUAAUUUUUUGAUAUUUCCUUAAGUCACCUUAUUCCCUUAAGUUGCUCAAAGUUCUUGAGGACCAGCGGUGGGCUUUAUUUCUUGGUCUCAAGCCUUGUCCACUCGAUAAGCACAGCAUAGUCUAGUGUAAAAGCCAGCCAAGAUCUUCCCAUACUAAUCGCUAAUCUAAUGUUUCUUUCCGCUUUUAUUCUUAGUCUUCUUACGUCUACAUGUGAACCAUGCUGUGUCGUUUAAAUCUUUGUUUUUAUUUACGUUUUUGUAUUAAUCUUUUACGGUAAACAAUGAAAAAUGGUGGAACAAUAGCAAUAGUAAUAGCAACAACAGCAACAGCAACAGCAGCAUGCAAGACUAAACAACAACAACAGCAACAAGAGGAACAGAAACAGUAACAAUAGCAACAGCAACAGCAACAGCAACAGCAGCAUGCAAGACUAAACAACAACAACAGUGGCAAGAGGAACAGAAACAGUAACAAUAGCAACAGCAACAGCAACAGCAAUAGCAACAGCAACAGCAACAGCAACAGCAGCAUGCAAGAAUAACAACAACAACAAAAAACUGAGCACAGCAACAGUAACAUCAACAGGUCCAACAGCAACACUACCAACAACAACAACAACAACAACACUAGGCCGCAGCAAUAGCAGCAACAAUAGCAACAGCUACAGCAGCAAUAGCAAUAGAAAUAGUAAUAGCAAUGGCAAUAGUAUUGACAAGAAAACUAAUAAAUAAUAAACUAUUGUCUUUUCUUAAUUACUGUUUUUACCAUUUUAAAGAUAAAAUACUUUACUUUUUUACUUUAUUAAAAUAAAGUUAUUUUUGUUCAUCGUGUACGUAA
Molecule: messenger RNA, 5640 nt
Organism: Exaiptasia diaphana
Lineage: Eukaryota; Metazoa; Cnidaria; Anthozoa; Actiniaria; Aiptasiidae
Product: fibronectin type III domain-containing protein
Exons: 19
Coding region: 382-4578 (1398 amino acids)
Molecular function (GO): protein binding
Source: RefSeq, a predicted model, not a curated record